GGAGCACAGCAGCAAAUGUUUCAGAAGUGGACGGCACCGAGCGUCACCGAACCGACAGGAGCCACCAAAUAGGGCUACCGCGCGGGAUUGACUGACCGACACGUCUUCUCGAGGAGGGGGAAUAGUUCAUUUAGCAUCACUAAUUACUCAGUUCGUCCCCUAAAAAGGUGGAUCGCGUAUGGCCGCGAGAUCAAUAUUUGCAACAGUCAAGCUGACACCAUCAGCUGGCAGCGGAAUGGUUGUUUUAAUUAGGGCAUGGCGUCAAUCUGUGGCGGCCGCCAUUUUGCCGGCGGGGGGGGCGGCAAGGCUGAGGCUGUGAACGAGGCGAGUCGGCCAUGAAGCUGAAGCAGCGCAUAGUUCUGCUGUGUGCCGUGCUCCUCCUGCUGGGCCUGGCCAAGAUCUUCCUGCUGGAUGGCGGCGAGGGCUCGGCGGCCAGCAGGCGAGACCUCAGGGCCUUUCGCAAGAUGGAGGCCAGCCUGUCGCUGACGCGGGGCGCCCGCCUGACCCACACCCUGCAGUCCCCGUGGGAGAUCGCAAGCCAGUGGGUGGGUCCCAGAGAGGUGUACCCCGAGGAGGCGCCCGAGCUGGCCGCCGUGCUGAGCGCCCUCAGCCAAGCCCGCAUUGAGCGCGCUGACGUGGGCUACAAGGGCACCCAGCUCAAGGCCUUGCUGGUGCUGGACGGGGGUCAGAAGGUGGUCUUCAAACCCAAGAGAUACAAUCGCGACUACGUGGUCGAAGGGGAGCCGUACGCCGGUUACGAUCGACACAACGCCGAGGUGGCGGCUUUUCACCUGGACAGGAUCCUGGGCUUUCGAAGAGCGCCCCUAGUGGUGGGAAGGCACGUGAACCUGCGCGUGGAGAUCAAGCCGGUUGCCAGCGAGCAGUUGCUCGGCACCUUCCUGACUCAGGGCAACAACACGUGCUUCUACGGGAAGUGCUACUACUGCCGGGAAAGCGAGCCGGCGUGCGGCCAGGGCGACAUCAUGGAGGGGUCUUUGACGCUGUGGCUGCCCGAUGUCUGGCCGCUACAGAAGCACCGACACCCCUGGGGUCGAACGUACCGGGAGGGCAAGCUCGCCAGGUGGGAGUACGACGAGAGCUAUUGCUCGGCGGUUAAGAAGAUGGCGCCGUACGACGCGGGGCCACGCCUACUGGAUGUCAUUGACACGGCCAUCUUUGAUUAUCUGAUCGGGAACGCCGACCGGCAUCACUACGAGAGUUUCCAGGACGACGGCGGCGCCAGCAUGCUCAUCCUGCUGGACAACGCUAAGAGCUUCGGCAAUGCCGCCCUGGACGAGCGCAGCAUCCUGGCGCCGCUUUACCAGUGCUGCAUGAUCCGCGUGUCCACCUGGAACCGGCUCAACCUGCUGCGGGGCGGCGCCCUGAGCGCGGCCAUGCGGCAGGCACUGGCCUUCGACCCCAUCCGGCCCGUCCUGGCCGAGCCGCACCUGGCCGCCCUGGACCGCCGCCUGGCCGGCGCGACGGCAACCGUCAAGCAGUGCAUCGAGGCCCACGGCCUCGACAGCACCUUGGUGGAGGACCGCAUGAACUUGCCGCACCCGUGAUUUAAAAAAAAAAAAGAAAAGAAAAGCAGACUUUUUACUGGGGGAACUCACCUCUUGUUUUUCC
Syngnathus acus (greater pipefish) is the source of this 1629-nucleotide messenger RNA. It is a transcript of the gene fam20b, whose product is annotated as FAM20B glycosaminoglycan xylosylkinase. Gene Ontology annotation, molecular function: phosphotransferase activity, alcohol group as acceptor. Gene Ontology annotation, cellular component: Golgi apparatus. Lineage: Eukaryota; Metazoa; Chordata; Actinopteri; Syngnathiformes; Syngnathidae. Gene Ontology annotation, biological process: protein phosphorylation. The record is from RefSeq and is a predicted model, not a curated record. The transcript has 9 exons. Bases 336 to 1565 code for a protein of 409 amino acids.